UCAAAGCCUCAACCGGAAGUGAAGUUAUUGGCACAUAAGUACCUCUGUUGUGGUCGGUGGCUUGUGUAGAACGUCGCACUGCCGCACAACAUUCAUUUUGUAGAUCAACUCUUGACGAGGUCUAAAAGUCCUCUGCAGCGAUGGCACGAAAUGCUGAAAAGGCCAUGACCGCCCUGGCGCGCUUCCGACAGGCUCAGCUGGAGGAGGGAAAAUUCAAGGAAAGGAGACCCUACCUGGCGUCUGAGUGCAACGAUCUUCAUAAAGCGGAGAAAUGGAGGAGACAGAUCAUCAGCGAGAUCUCCAAAAAAGUGUCUCAAAUUCAAAAUGCCGGUCUGGGCGAGUUCAAGAUUCGGGAUCUGAACGACGAAAUCAACAAGUUGCUGAGAGAAAAAGGUCACUGGCAAUAUCGGAUCCGAGAGCUCGGAGGAUUCGACUAUAAGCACUACGGGCCCAGAAUGUUGGACCAAGAGGGGAGGGAGGUUCCAGGGAAUCGAGGCUAUAAAUACUUCGGGGCGGCCAGAGAUUUACCGGGCGUCCGAGAUCUGUUUGAGAAAGAGCCCGCCCCGGAUCUCCGCAAGACCAGAGGAGAGCUGAUGAAGGAGGUGGACGCCGAGUAUUACGGCUACAGAGAUGAAGACGACGGCGUCCUGCUUCCUCUUGAGAUGCAGUACGAGAAGCAAGCCGUGUCGGAGGCAGUACAGAAGUGGAGAGCAGACUGCAGUAAUUCGGGAGACAAGCAUCAAGAGGAAGAAGAGGAGAGCAUCUAUCGUGUCCAAAACGACGAGCCCGAGGAGGAUGAGCGACAGCCAGAGGAGAUGGAUGACGAGGAAGGAGGCGUAGCCUUUUUUGCACACGUGCCUGUUCCAUCGCAGAAAGAGGUGGAGGAGGCUCUGGUGAGGAGGAAGAAGAUGGAGUUGUUGCAGCGUUACGCCAGUGAAACUCUGCAAGCUCAGAGUCAAGAAGCGCGAACUCUGCUGGGACUCUAAACUGUGUCUGUUGUCUGUCUUGAUGUUCUUUUUUUAAGUUUUUCCAAUAAAAGCUUCUGAAAUCCU
Messenger RNA from Nerophis lumbriciformis (worm pipefish), 1052 nucleotides. RefSeq names its product ISY1 splicing factor homolog (gene isy1). Gene Ontology annotation, biological process: generation of catalytic spliceosome for second transesterification step. Lineage: Eukaryota; Metazoa; Chordata; Actinopteri; Syngnathiformes; Syngnathidae. The record is from RefSeq and is a predicted model, not a curated record.